Penicillium verhagenii is the source of this 1143-nucleotide messenger RNA. Its product is annotated as threonine aldolase GLY1. Gene Ontology annotation, molecular function: L-allo-threonine aldolase activity. NCBI's taxonomy places the organism in Eukaryota, Fungi, Ascomycota, Eurotiomycetes, Eurotiales, Aspergillaceae. The coding region runs from base 1 to 1143 and encodes 380 amino acids. The transcript is spliced from 3 exons. Gene Ontology annotation, biological process: L-threonine catabolic process; glycine biosynthetic process. The record is from RefSeq and is a predicted model, not a curated record. Gene Ontology annotation, cellular component: cytosol.
AUGGCUCAACUAUCUACGUCAUCCGGUGCUCCAAGUAGCUGGCACGGUGCAGGGGCCGCGGAAUUUGACCUCAGGAGCGAUACAAUGACAAAACCCACGCCAUCAAUGCUCAACGCGAUCAGCCAAACGACCCUCCUGGACGACGUCUUUGGCGAGGACCCGACCACGAACGAGCUCCACCGCUACGUUGCCGAGAGGACGAAACACGAGGAUGCUCUGCUGGUGCUUUCAGGCACAAUGGGAAACCAGGUCGCGAUCCGCUCGCAUCUAGCUCAACCACCACAUUCUGUCCUCUGCGACCACCGAGCUCACAUAAUCUGCUACGAGGCUGGAGGUGUCAGCGCUUGGACUGGGGCCACAGUACAGACCGUUGUACCCAAAAACGGCAUUCACCUCACUUUGGAGGAUGUCCAGAAGUAUGCGGUGCUUGAUGAUGACAUCCACCACUGCCCCACCAAGCUGAUCAGUUUGGAGAAUACGCUUGACGGGUUGAUUAUGCCUUUGGCCGAGGCUCGCCGUAUCGUCGAGUGGGCCCAUGCCAAUGACAUCAAAGUACACCUGGACGGCGCGAGAUUGUGGGAGGCGGUUGUAUCGGGGGCUGGCAGUUUAUCGGACUACACCAGUCUGUUCGACAGUGUUAGCUUGUGCUUUUCCAAGGGCCUGGGCGCGCCAAUUGGAAGCAUUAUUGUCGGCUCCUCGGCUUUCAUCAAGAAGGCGCGAUGGUUCCGCAAGUCUAUUGGUGGCGGUGCUCGUCAGACAGGUGUUUUCUCGGCUGCUGCCAGAAUCGCGCUGGACGAGACGUUCGGAACGGACCCUCAUGGCAAGACUGGUCAGCUUCUAGCCACUCACGGCAAGGCAAAGCGUAUUGCAGACCUCUGGACUAGCCGCGGGGGCAAGCUGCAGUCUCCUGUACACACAAACAUGGUAUGGCUUGAUCUCGAGGCCUCUGGCCUGGGACCCAAUGAUCUCGCUGCAAUUGGCAAGGAGAAAGGUUUAAAGCUAUUGGGAGGACGGGUGGUCGUUCAUUACCAGGUGUCGGAUGAGGCCAUUGCGCGCCUUGAACAGGUGUUUGACGCCGCCUUUCAGGGGGAGUUCCAAAGGACCGAAGACCAAAGCAAACCCUACGGCAGCAAUAAACAAUGA